Molecule: messenger RNA, 4214 nt
Organism: Thalassophryne amazonica
Lineage: Eukaryota; Metazoa; Chordata; Actinopteri; Batrachoidiformes; Batrachoididae
Gene: spire2
Product: spire-type actin nucleation factor 2
Exons: 15
Coding region: 79-2364 (761 amino acids)
Biological process (GO): establishment of meiotic spindle localization; polar body extrusion after meiotic divisions; intracellular transport
Cellular component (GO): cell cortex; cytoplasmic vesicle membrane
Molecular function (GO): actin binding
Source: RefSeq, a predicted model, not a curated record
CAGCGAGACGAUGCAGUGAGGCGGACAGCGGGCUGGCGGGAGGUACCGAGCCGCACCGAUGGCCCCGGUACCACAGACAUGGCACGAUCCGGUACCAGGAGCUCGGUGGACGUGGACCGCGGAGAGCUGGCCGAGCCUCAGGAACUGUCUCUGGAGGAGGUGCUGAAGUCCUACGAGCAGCCCAUCAACGAGGAGCAGGCGUGGGCGCUGUGCUACCAGGUGUGCAGCGGGCUGAGGGCGGCCGGUCCGCCGCAGUCCGCCGACCCGCGGCCCGCCGCGCUCCGCCGGCUGAAGGGCCCCGCGUCCAUCCGCUUCCACAGGGACGGAACCGUGUCCCUACAGCUGGAACCACACAGCGAUGACACUUCUGGACUUGAAGUUUCACAUCCUGCAGAGUCUCAGCUUGUCCAGUCACUGGGCGUGGCCAUCUACCGGGCACUGGACUGGGGUCUGGAUGACAGUGAGGAGCGGGAGCUCAGCCCACAGCUGGAGCACCUCAUUGAGCGCAUGACUGCAGAUGACCAGGGCCUGGAGGACAGGAGUAGUGCUGGUGGUUGCAUGAAUGACGAGGGUUACAGCGGGCAGGAGGACGAGGAGGAGGAAGUGGAGCAAGGAGGAGACACAAGGCCAGUGUCGACCAUUCGCCAGGUGAUGGCGCUAUGUGCUUCUCGCUUGGCCAACCCAAGCUUGGCUCCAGAGCAUUAUCAAGCCGUGUGCAGAGCUCAGUUUCUGGAGACGCUGGAGCUGCAGACCUUCCUUAUAAAGAUCAGAGAUGCAAAGGAGAUGUUGAAGAAGAUGACAACGGACGAAGUUCUGGAAGGCGGGGCUACGGCGGAGCUGGACGCCCUAAAGCACAGGGACUGGGCGCGUCUGUGGGUCCAGCUGAUGAAGGAGCUCAGGCAGGGAGUGAAGCUAAAGAAGGUGCAGGAGCAGCCGUUCAACCCGCUGCCCACUGAGUUCAGCCUGACGCCGUUUGAGAUGCUGAUGGAAGACAUUCGAGCACGACGGUUCCAGCUCCGCAAAGUCACGGUGGACAGUGACAUUCCAAACAGUGUGAAGAGAAAUGCUCAUGAACUGAUCCUGGAUUUUAUUCGGUCAAGACCUCCACUCAAACCAGUUUCAGAGCGCUGCCUCCCCCCUCCUCCUCCACGGAAACAGUCCCUUCACGACCAGGUCCUGGCUGAGAUCAAACAGCAGCGACGGCUCCGCCCAGUGGGCCCUCCGUGCUCCAGAUCGUUCGGCUCUCUUCCCUGUCUGGCUCACUCGUGUUCCUGUAGCGUCAAAUCCACCUCCUGCAUCGACCUGUCCACCUCUGAGGCUGGGCCCCGCCCCCCAUCCCGCCCCCGUGUCCUGCUCAAGGCCCCGACUCUGGCUGAGAUGGAGGAAAUGAACAUAUCUGAGGAGGAAGAGUCCCCUGGCAGUGGUGACCUAAUGAGGAACGAAACCUCUCCAACACCCAUGAAAAGAGACCGUUCCUUCUCCGAGCACGAUUUGGCUUUACUCCGCGGGGAAAUGCUUCCUUCCCUCUCUGAUUCCAUCGGUCUGGGUCAGGCAAGGGAUGAGAGGCCUCAUUCCAGAACAGGAACUGGUGCCGGGUAUCCUCCUAAUCACAGAGCAUCCUUCCCCCCUCCUGGCUGGGCGAUGCCCUCUUCAGUCCUCCAUUCAGUUCAGGGGAGCACAGAGGGAUCUGAAUCAAUGCAGCGCUGUCAGGCUGGAGAGGAGCACCAGUGGAUGGAGGAGUUCAGCCACCCUGUGGAGAGUCUGGCCUUAACAGUGGAUGAGGUUAUCAACGUGCGCCGAGUGUUGGUCCGAGCGGAGAUGGAGAAGUUUGUUCAGAGCAAAGAGCUGUACAACAGCCUGAAGAGGGGAAAGGUUUGCUGCUGCUGCAGAGUGAAGUUCCCGCUCUUCUCGUGGCCUUCCACUUGCCUAUUGUGUAAAAGACCUGUUUGUGGCUCUUGUAGAACAAAGAUAAAGAUUCCCUGCAAGAAGAUGGCUCACAUUCCCGUGUACACUGUGGGAUUCCACAACACUCCAAACAGCCAGAGACACAAGAGCCAGUUCCACAAGUUCCGCAGCUUAUCCCAGCACGCUGUGGAGGACGAGUUCCCCCACCUUUACGCGCUCGGCUGCACCCUGCGGGACAUUUGUGCAGAAUGCACCAAAUUUGUCGCUGAGGUCAUUUCCUCGAGCCGCCGAAGCCUGGACAUCAUCAACAGCAGUCCCAGGAGGAGCUCCAAAGCUCAGAGGCCACAGAAGCCGUGUCCAUCCCACCCGGAGGCGCCCACUCAACUAGCCCCACCCCAAAGCUGCUCGCCCCAUCCGCCAGCAGCUUCCUCACAGUCACAUGACCUGCUCCCCUCCUAGGACCACAUCCAGCCAACAGUCGCACUUCUCUCCACUGACGAGCACUCCUUUGUCUCUGAUGUAACUGUGUGGUGGCACGGGGGGCACAUAGACACAGCAAAUAAAAAGAAAAAAAAUCUUAGUUUUUCAGUGGUCACAUGUUUCAGUAACAGAAAUCAGAUCAUUUUCACGGGGUGGGGGUGGUUACAUGUCUGACAGUCUGUGGAUUGUUGGGAAAAGACGCCCCUGGUGGACAAAGAAGAGUCGAGUCGCGAUUAUCUGAGUGAGAAUUUGGCGGCUGCGCUCGUCUCGUUUCUAAUUGGUCGACAUUAACAGGUGGGCACAUUUUUUUUUCUUCCAGCGCAGUGUUGAACAUCAUCAGUGUCAUUUUUGCUGCAGAUGCAAACAGUAAAAAUGAAAAAUGUAUCACAGUGAUGAUGAAAACGAGCGGUUGGCCCAAAUUGUAGUUUUUGUAUAAUUUGAUGGUUUCUGCGCUGAUGGGCUGCAGUGCAAUGAAAACACAUGCACGAUGGAAACGUGUGUGCACGAUAGAGCUGCGUGUGCACCUGGAGGAUUUUUCUGACUGCUCAGUAAGGGCUCAUUCAGGGUUGUUUGGUGAAAUAUGCAGUGACCUUAAUAACUGUUAUAAAGUUGAAGUUGAUUUGAGGUUGUUGCUUUGUUUUCUUUUUGUUUUGUACUAUUUUAACUGUUUUCGGGGCAUUGUGUACAUGGCUUCACUUUUUCGUUUUAAGAGCCAAUUUUUAUAAGAGUCAGCCAGGCUGUGAUAGUGACCAACUCAGAUUUUGCUCAGACUUUGGUAACAGGAUGCACCCUCCACCAAAUGAACAUACACCAAACAUUUGGGCCAGAUUCCCUACGGUGACCUUGCCGGGGUCAUCAAAGUUCACACCCAAUAUGGCCUAAAACUGGAAUUUGGUGAACAGGGAAGUUUUAGACAGCUCUUACAUGAAAUACAUUCAAUCCCAAUCAAUUCAAUGAUAAUUCAUUAAACGAGUUAGACACCAGAGGGCGCCAAGGUUGUAUGAAAAACACAAAUUUGACCACUUUGGCGCCGCCUGGUGGCCAACACAUACAAUCCCCCACUGAUUUUUUUGUUGUAUUAAAGAGGGUAAGUCUUGCCCUUUCUAAUACAAUUAAAAAUCUUGCUGAGAUUAAACGCGUAUUGAGUAAUAGCCUUCACAAAUAUGAGCAUUUCUGAAAAUUUGUCAACUUGGAGCGCCCCCUAUAGUCAACGCGUUCAAUCCCCCUACCCAGAUUAGUGAUUAUUUUGAAGAACUGUCCUCCUAUAAUACUUAAAUCACAAAAGGACUUUGGGGGAUUGAAUGUAUUUCAUGUAAGAGCCAUCCAAAUAUUUUCUGUUCACCAAAUUUCAGUUUAAGGCCAUUCUGGGUGUGAAAUUUGAUGACCCCUGGUGAGGUCACCGUAUGGAAUUUAGCCAAAAUUUUUGGUGUAUGUUUGUUUGGUGGUGGGAGCAUCCAGUUACCAAAGUUUUAGCAAAAUCUGAGUUGGUCACUAUCACAGCCCCAUGUAUAAACUGAUUCUUAUAAACAUUGGCUCUUAAAUUUAGUCACAUUUAGUGUAAAAUAAACUCUUAGACUUUAGCUGAAGGUGCCUUACCAGUGAUAGGUGAUUAAAUAUGUAUAUAUGUAUCUUGGCUGCUAGAAGUACACAAACGAGCCUUUAACCCACAUGUUUUCAUGUCAGACUAUGCAUGCAUACCUGCACACUGCUUCUGUGCGCGCCUGAGUGUGCGCAUUAUUUAAUGGACAUGCUAAAAGUAAACCAUAUUAUGGAGUCAUAUAUGAUCUUAUUCAUAAGAAUGAAGCAGCUCUAAAACAAACUGAACUAAA